Messenger RNA from Ciona intestinalis (vase tunicate), 1554 nucleotides. RefSeq lists its product as uncharacterized. The record is from RefSeq and is a predicted model, not a curated record. NCBI's taxonomy places the organism in Eukaryota, Metazoa, Chordata, Ascidiacea, Phlebobranchia, Cionidae. Gene Ontology annotation, molecular function: channel activity. Gene Ontology annotation, cellular component: cytoplasm.
AACCGUGCCUGACUUAACGCUACAGUUGUUGCUGAUCAUUUAUAUUGAUUUGAAUUAUUUAUUUGAUAAACGUUGCUUCAGGUUGAUGUACAGUUUACCUUGUAUAAAUUUCAGUUAUUUUUUUCGCGUCGUUGUCUUAAUUAAUCAAUCUGUAUCUCGUGUUUACAGACCACAGUAGGGUGAAUGUCUAACAUCUGGGACAUUGUCGUAAGUUCGACGUGCGCAUGCGCAGUGUGUAUCCUCAUUGCCGAAAUUCUACGAGUAAUAGUUAAUUAUUCAAUCGAAAAAUGGCGUAAAGAUCCUAGAAGUCCAGCCUUUUUGGCGGAUCUAUCAGAAAUUGUUGACUCUUCCAUCUCCGCAUUCACCUACGUAGCCAGCACGUUUGAGAAAGGACUGCUUCUCACUGUUGGCUUAAGAAGUGGCUUCUUCCUCGUCUCGUUUAUCCUUGGCGUUGUGUUUUGUUACACUUCUUCAAACUCGGAUCCCACGCCGAUCUACCCUUUGGUCAAGUACUGGCAAACAAUACGACUAGGUAUCCAUGGAACCAACCAUCAUCCUUCCACGUCAUACGGGGGCUUUGUGACGUCAGCAAUAAGAUCCACCGUGACGUAUUUUAAGCUCGGUUGGCGUUCGCUGCUCGGGCAGGCGGUGGGGCUCUUUGUCGCUAUUUCAUGGUCAAAAUACUUCUGGGGUGGUUGGUUGACGUCACAUCACGUCAAUCAGUUGGCAACACUCGACGAAUGCAGUGACUGCCAAAACACGGCGAUUAUUUUGGCUUUUCUUAUUGAAACUGGUAUCACGUACAUUUUCUUUGUUGCGUUUGGAUUUAUCGACGAGAUGUUUGGUCCGCGAGGUGGCGAUAGCAAUCUGUUACGUUCCGACCUGAUGUGCAAUGUGUUGAAGAACUUAGUGGCACUUCUUUCCAUGCAUUUUUUUUUGGACGUGACCGGCUCUUUCGCGAACCCGUACCUUGCAUACGCCAUACAACGACAUUGUAUUGUUGACGUCACCAGAGCAGCCAUUUUUACGUUUGUUUACGUCGUCGGGCCAUUUCUUGGUACACUUGUUUAUUUGUCACGACCUAUUACUUGGAAAACUCCCAAAACAAAACGGUCGGUAUAACAAGUAUAUAGAACACGCUUUUAACUCGGAUUUUUAGUAUUUUAUCUCCUAAUUACCAAAAUGGCACACCCAACGAUCUCAGGGUACGAUUCCUGGAUAAAUUGCUUACCUAUAAUUAGAAUUACGUUGCGAAAGGUGGUGUUUUACCUGUUACAUUCGGUCCGAUCAAACACACUGUCACUAUUAAGCAACAAGCCUAUCUCGUAUACAAAAGAGAUAUAGUCGUUUUUAAAUUGUUGCAAUAAGUGUUCCGCGCAAUAUUUCUUUUAGUUUUACUUGCAAUUCCUCUUGUCCUAAUUUAGCCAGCUUAUAGUUUCAUAUAUUUCAAGUGCCUGUGCCUUCGUUUAUACAGAUUAUUUAUACGUCGUUAUAGCAAUUAUUGUGUUUCUUUUAACAACUUGGUACAAAAUAAAAGAAGGUUUUCAAACCACA